GGAAUGUAUGUGCGUAUCGUCACACAUGUCAUAUGAAUGUCCUCAUCCUCCAACCCUGGCUGGCAUCCACUCCAUGACCAGGUGAAGGCCACGUCACACAGCGAGGCAGCCAAUCAGAGGUCACCAGUUUGGAUUUAUGCCAGGGUGAUUAGGCUUCUAAGACUUAAGUGUUGGUGGCAAAGGCCAGUUUUUUCAACAACAAAAAAAGUGAAGCCGCAGUGCCGGUGAGACGAGAUGCCCUACACGCCGUCUGGCUUUUUCUGCGACCGGUUGAUCCGGGAGAGGGAGAGGAAGGAUGGAGAAGGAUCUGUGAACAAGCCUCUCCGAUUCAGUGGCCAGGACUUUAACACCCUGAAGCAGGAGUGCCUCCAGAAGAAGACCCUGUUUGAGGAUGAGACGUUCCCCGCCACCGUGGAAUCCCUUGGCUACAAGGAGCUGGGCCACAAGUCCAACAAGGUCAAGAACAUCGUGUGGAAAAGGCCCAAGGACAUUUGUGACAACCCACAGUUCAUCGUUGGAGGAGCCAGCAGAACCGACAUCUGCCAGGGAGACCUGGGAGACUGCUGGCUGCUGGCAGCCAUCGCCUCUCUGACUCUGAACGAGAAGCUGCUGUUUCGGGUUGUUCCUCAGGAGCAGAGCUUCUCUGACAACUAUGCUGGAGUCUUCCACUUCCAGUUCUGGCGUUAUGGAGACUGGGUGGACGUCGUCAUUGAUGACCGGAUUCCCACCGUCAACAACCAGCUGGUGUUCACCAAGUCUGCAGAGAGGAAUGAGUUCUGGAGCGCGCUCCUGGAGAAGGCCUAUGCCAAGCUUCAUGGUUCCUAUGAGGCUCUGAAGGGUGGAAACACUACUGAGGCCAUGGAAGACUUCACUGGAGGAGUGACUGAGUUUUAUGAGAUGAAGGAAGCACCUAAGGAACUUUACAAGAUCAUGAAGAAGGCCUUGGAGAGAGGCUCUCUGAUGGGCUGCUCUAUUGAUUCUUUGGUUCCAGCUCGUUUUGAGACUCGCACCGCAACAGGGCUGGUGAAGGGUCAUGCCUACUCUGUGACUGCUGUGGAUGAGUGUAAACAGAAUGUGGAAAAGGAAUCUAGAGUGCGUCUGGUGCGUCUCCGCAAUCCCUGGGGGCAAGUGGAGUGGAACGGCCCUUGGAGUGAUAAUUCAAAAGAGUGGACCACCAUCUCAAAGUCAGAGAAAGAAAAACUGCAGCAUCAGAAUGAAGAAGAUGGAGAGUUCUGGAUGUCCUUUGAUGAUUUCAAAAAGAACUACACCAAGCUCGAGAUCUGUAACUUGACCCCUGACGCUCUGGAUGACGAUAAAAUCCACAAGUGGACAGUGUCUGUGAACGAGGGCCGCUGGGUGAGAGGCUGCUCUGCUGGAGGCUGCAGGAACUAUCCUGACACCUUCUGGACAAACCCACAGUAUCGCCUGCGUCUUCUGGAGGAGGACGACGACCCAGAGGAUAAUGAGGUGGCCUGCACCUUUGUGGUGGCUCUCAUGCAGAAAAACAGAAGGAAAGAACGCAAGUUGGGUGCCAAUCUCUUCACUAUUGGAUUUUCCAUUUAUGAGGUGCCAAAGGAGAUGCAUGGCAACAAGCAGCACAUGCAGAAGGACUUCUUCACGGUGAACUCGUCUAAGGCUCGCAGCAAGGCCUACAUUAACCUGCGGGAGGUGAGUCAGCGCUUCAGGCUGAGCCCCGGGGAGUACGUCAUCGUCCCCUCCACUUAUGAGCCCCACCAGGAAGGCGAGUUCAUCCUCCGCGUCUUCUCCGAAAAGAGGAACACCUCUGAGGAGAUAGAGAACAGGAUCGAGGCCGACCACCCAGUGCCGGCUCCAGCCUCAGCAGGGGAGGAGAGUGAGGAGGACCAGCAUUUCCGCACCAUUUUUCAGCAGAUAGCCGGGGACGUGAGUACUGGGGAUCCAGGGAGCGCUAGGGGGACAGAAAUGGAGAUCUCGGCAAGUGAGCUGCGGAAUGUCUUGAACAGGGUCGUGUCUGAGCAGAGAGAAAUGAAUACUGAAGGCUUCAGUCUGGAGAACUGCCGUAGCAUGAUUGCCCUCAUGGAUAUGGACGGGACUGGAAGACUGAAUCUACAGGAAUUCAGACAUUUGUGGCUUAAGAUCAAGCAGUGGCAGGGAAUCUUUAAGCACUAUGACACAGAGCAGACUGGGUGCAUCUGCAGCUAUGAGAUGAGAAACGCCGUCAAUGAUGCAGGGUUCCGUCUCAAUAACCAGCUGUACGACAUCAUCACCCUGCGCUACGCCAACGAGAACAUGAACAUCGACUUUGAUAGCUUCAUCAGCUGCCUUGUGCGAUUGGAGGGGAUGUUCAGAGCAUUCCAGGCAUUCGAUCAGGAUGGAGAUGGAACCAUCAGGCUGUCUGUGCUGGAGUGGCUCCAGCUGACUAUGUAUGCCUAAAUAAGCUCAGGAUCCAGGUGAGCCUAAGGAACAGGACCAGAACCAGCUUUUACCUCAACAGUCAGUGUGCCAGACCACCCGGCACUCCUCCCUCCUUACCUCAUCCACCAUCUAUCUCUACACCAAAGAAAUCAUCAGCCCUAAACUCUUUUAACAGCCCAGUUCUGGAGAAGCAUGACCUCUCUUCUCUUUAGAGACUGAGUUUAUUGGAUUUUCAGUACUGGUUUCACCUCAAUGUCCCAAAACCGGCUUUUCUCCCUUCAACUACUGUACAUUAACUCUGUUUUAACCCGGACUUUUAUUCUUAUUUAUCUUCAUGCUUGAGGUCUCAGGUCACCUGUUGCUUCUUUCUAUCUUUCUCUAAGCCUAUGUUCUUCCUCUCUCUCUUUUUUUCUCAGGCACAAACCCACCACACAGGAAACCUCUUUCCCCCCCCCUUCACAAUACAGUACCUCACAGAGACUUCUCAUUAUACACCUCCUGUACGUUCUUCAUCUCUUCUUCGUUCUCUGACCUACAAGUUUAAACAACCUGACUUGCUGUAGUGAUAACUAUCUCCAUAGAUUAGGCUUGUGAGAUCUUUUGCAUGGGGUGCCCGGUCUCGGGCUACUCUACAUCUGCUUUUGUCAGUGGAAAACUCCUCAGCCUACCUGUUUCCUGACACAUGUUGCAGAAGCAUCUUGUUUGUGAGCUGUUUAAUGGAAAAAAAAGAAAAAGCAUGAUGAAUAGAGAGAAGAGUGGAAGGUACCAAUAAAACAACCACAGUGUAGAACUCUCCGCUGCCGGAAGACAGUGGUGUUCAGGGGUUUGUUUCCACUGCAUCCAGUGGAUACGGAUAUAGGCUUCUUCUUCUUCUUCUUCUUCUUCAAAUGAGUGUACUGAGUUCUUAACCCUUUUAACCAAAUAAAUGAUUGUGCAGUUCUUGA
Messenger RNA from Astyanax mexicanus (Mexican tetra), 3338 nucleotides. It is a transcript of the gene capn3a, whose product is annotated as calpain 3a, (p94). The record is from RefSeq and is a predicted model, not a curated record. The coding region runs from base 235 to 2412 and encodes 725 amino acids. Gene Ontology annotation, cellular component: cytoplasm. Gene Ontology annotation, biological process: negative regulation of apoptotic process; proteolysis. NCBI's taxonomy places the organism in Eukaryota, Metazoa, Chordata, Actinopteri, Characiformes, Acestrorhamphidae. Gene Ontology annotation, molecular function: calcium ion binding; calcium-dependent cysteine-type endopeptidase activity. The transcript is spliced from 21 exons.